GUUCUUUCUUCCCCCCUAUUACUGUGAAAAUGAACGUGCUUUUUUUAUUUUUUUUUAUUCUUCAAUAAGAGUUGUUUCUCCUCUUAUUAUUUCUCUUCUUCUUCUUCUAUCUUUGAUACCAUUUAGUGUGUUUGUUUGUUUUUAUCCUUACUUUUCGGGGGUGGACUCAUAUCUCCUAUCAUUGUAUUAACUAUAUAUAUAUAUAUAUAUUUAUUUAUUCUUUUUUUUUUUUUACUUUUUU
Halteromyces radiatus is the source of this 241-nucleotide messenger RNA. RefSeq lists its product as uncharacterized. NCBI's taxonomy places the organism in Eukaryota, Fungi, Mucoromycota, Mucoromycetes, Mucorales, Cunninghamellaceae. The record is from RefSeq and is a predicted model, not a curated record. The annotation marks the transcript as partial. The transcript has a single exon.